CACAUCGAACUGCUCGGCCUCCGCGCGCCUGCGCCAUUGGCCUGUCAGGCAGAGGCGGCGGCGUGGGGAGCGCUGGGAGCGGCCGCGGCGUGCAGGGAGCUGAGGUUUAUAAAAAUGGAGUUUCAAGCUGUAGUUAUGGCCGUUGGUGGGGGAUCUCGGAUGACAGAUUUGACUUCCAGCAUUCCCAAGCCUCUGCUGCCAGUUGGAAACAAACCUUUAAUUUGGUACCCGCUGAACCUGCUUGAGCGUGUUGGAUUUGAAGAAGUCAUCGUGGUUACAACCAAAGAUGUCCAAAAGGCUCUGUGUGCAGAAUUCAAGAUGAAAAUGAAAGCAGACAUUGUGUGCAUCCCUGAUGAGGCUGACAUGGGGACUGCAGAUUCCCUACGCCACAUACAUCCAAAGCUUAAGACAGAUGUGCUGGUCCUGAGCUGUGAUCUGAUAACAGAUGUCGCUUUACAUGAGGUUGUGGACCUGUUCAGAGCGUAUGAUGCAUCACUUGCCAUGUUAAUGAGAAAAGGACAAGAUAGCAUAGAGCCAGUUCCAGGUCAGAAGGGGAAAAAAAAACCAGUGGAGCAGCGUGACUUCAUUGGAGUGGACAGCACAGGAAAAAGGCUGCUCUUUAUGGCUAAUGAAGCAGACUUGGAUGAAGAGCUGGUCAUUAAGGGAUCCAUCCUGCAGAAGCACCCUAGAAUACAUUUCCAUACGGGCCUUGUGGAUGCCCAUCUCUACUGCUUGAAGAAAUAUGUUGUGGAUUUCUUAAUGGAAAAUAGAUCAAUCACUUCUAUCCGAAGUGAACUGAUUCCAUACCUAGUAAGAAAACAGUUUUCCUCAGCUUCCUCACAGCAGAGGCAGGAAGACAAAGAAGAGGAUCUAAAGAAAAAGGAGCUGAAGUCUUUAGAUAUUUACAGUUUUAUAAAAAAAAGCAGCCCUCUGACCUUGGCUCCCUACGAUGCCUGCUGGAAUGCUUUUCGAGGAGACAAGUGGGAAGAUCUGUCUAAAUCACAGAUCCGCUGCUAUGUCUACAUCAUGAAAGAAGGACUCUGCUCUCGAGUGAGCACACUGGGGCUCUACAUGGAAGCCAACAGACAGGUGCCCAGAUUGCUGUCUGCUCUUUGUCCAGAGGAAGCAAUAAUCCAUCCAUCAGCCCAGAUUGCCAGCAAACACCUGGUUGGAGUUGACAGCCUCAUAGGGCCAGAUUCACAAGUUGGAGAGAAGUCAUCCAUCAAGCGCUCAGUCAUUGGCUCCUCCUGUGUCAUACGAGAAAGAGUGACCAUUGCCAAUUGCCUUCUCAUGAACUCAGUCACCGUGGAAGAAGGGAGCAGCAUCGUGGGCAGCGUCAUCUGCAACAGCGCCGUGAUCGAGAAGGGCGCAGACAUCAAGGACUGUUUGAUUGGAAGUGGACAGAGAAUUGACGCCAAAGGUGAGCAACACCCAAGUUGUGGAAGCCAUUUUUAUCUGUCACAUUAGCACAGAUAAUGCUUA
This is a messenger RNA of Acomys russatus (golden spiny mouse), 1482 nucleotides long. RefSeq names its product eukaryotic translation initiation factor 2B subunit gamma (gene Eif2b3). The record is from RefSeq and is a predicted model, not a curated record. Bases 115 to 1467 code for a protein of 450 amino acids. Lineage: Eukaryota; Metazoa; Chordata; Mammalia; Rodentia; Muridae. Gene Ontology annotation, cellular component: eukaryotic translation initiation factor 2B complex; guanyl-nucleotide exchange factor complex. The transcript is spliced from 11 exons. Gene Ontology annotation, molecular function: translation initiation factor activity; guanyl-nucleotide exchange factor activity. Gene Ontology annotation, biological process: cytoplasmic translational initiation; biosynthetic process.